This is a messenger RNA of Cynara cardunculus var. scolymus (artichoke), 2154 nucleotides long. RefSeq names its product probable inositol transporter 2. Gene Ontology annotation, molecular function: myo-inositol:proton symporter activity. Gene Ontology annotation, cellular component: membrane. Gene Ontology annotation, biological process: transmembrane transport. The transcript has 6 exons. Lineage: Eukaryota; Viridiplantae; Streptophyta; Magnoliopsida; Asterales; Asteraceae. Bases 77 to 1816 code for a protein of 579 amino acids. The record is from RefSeq and is a predicted model, not a curated record.
UCUCAAGCCUUAAACCCGAUCACGCAUAUCGACUUGUACGUCGCACUUAUCGACUUGUACGCCGGAGAUUGUCGGAAUGGAAGGCGGAAUACAUCCGGCGGACGCAUCGGCGUUCAGAGACUGUUUUUCUCUUGCGUGGAAGAACCCUUAUGUUCUUCGUCUUGCUUUUUCUGCGGGUAUAGGUGGACUUCUAUUUGGUUACGAUACAGGGGUGAUAUCCGGUGCGCUGCUUUACAUCAGGGAUGAUUUCGAUUCUGUAGAUAGGAGUACCCUUUUACAGGAGAGCAUUGUGAGCAUGGCGGUUGCCGGAGCAAUCGUCGGAGCGGCAAUUGGAGGGUGGCUAAAUGACCGUUUUGGACGGAGAUUUGCACUCCUAGUCGCAGAUUUUCUGUUCUUUCUUGGAGCCAUCCUCAUGGCGGCUGCACCCAAUCCCAGCGUUUUAAUCUUGGGUCGUGUUUUUGUCGGAUUUGGAGUGGGAAUGGCGUCUAUGACCGCCCCCUUGUACAUAUCAGAAGCUUCUCCGGCAAAGGUUCGAGGUGCUUUGGUCAGCACGAAUGGCUUCUUGAUCACAGGAGGCCAGUUUCUGUCGUACCUCAUCAACUUAGCUUUCACAAAGGCACCGGGAACAUGGCGAUGGAUGCUCGGAGUUGCCGGCCUCCCGGCCCUCCUACAAUUCGUGCUCAUGCUAGGCCUUCCCGAGUCGCCACGUUGGCUAUACCGCAAGGGAAGAGAGGAAGAGGCAAUAACGAUGCUAAGAAAGAUAUAUUCGGCCGAGGAUGCCGAAAUGGAGAUCCAAGCUCUAAAGGAGUCGGUCGAAAAAGAGAUCGAGGAAACGGGAUCGUCGGAGAAAAUCAACAUGAUCAAAUUACUGAAAACGACGACUGUAAGAAGAGGUCUCGUAGCCGGGGUCGGGCUUCAGGUUUUCCAGCAAUUUGUUGGAAUCAACACCGUGAUGUAUUACAGCCCGACCAUCGCUCAGUUAGCCGGAAUUGCUUCGAACCAAACCGCACUUCUCCUCUCACUCGUGACAGCUGGUCUCAACGCCAUGGGUUCGGUCGUAAGCAUUUACUUCAUCGAUCGAACCGGAAGGAAGAAGUUGCUCGUGAUCAGUUUGAUCGGUGUGAUUCUCUCGUUGGGCCUUCUUUCGGCUGUGUUUCACGAGACCACAACGCACUCACCGGCCGUUAGCCGUACAAAUACGGCUCAGUUCGGAAAUGUAACGUGCCCGGAUUUCAGCUCAAGCAGGCCUUCGGUUACAUGGGAUUGUAUGAAAUGCUUAAAGGCUUCGUCUCCAGAUUGUGGAUUCUGUGCUGCUUCUGGUGAUAAGUUGUUACCCGGUGCUUGUUUGAUCUCGGAUGAUCCGGUUAAGAAAACUUGUCAUGCGGAAGGUCGAUUAUGGUACACUCGGGGAUGUCCGAGUAAACUCGGGUGGCUUGCACUCGUCGGGUUAGCACUCUACAUCAUAUUCUUCUCUCCCGGAAUGGGUACAGUCCCAUGGAUCGUUAAUUCCGAGAUAUAUCCGUUACGGUUCCGAGGGGUUUGUGGUGGCAUAGCCGCAACUUCAAACUGGAUCUCGAAUCUUAUCGUGGCUCAGUCGUUCUUAUCGUUAACCGAAGCCAUCGGAACCGCAUGGACCUUUUUGAUUUUCGGGGUGAUUUCGGUCGUGGCCUUGUUUUUUGUGCUUAUUUUCGUGCCGGAAACCAAAGGUUUGCCGAUCGAGGACAUCGAAAAGAUGCUGGAAGAAAGGGCUUUUCAGUUGAGAUUCUGGGCGAAAAGGCCACAGAGUGCAAAGAAAAGUGCCAAAAUUGAUGCUUGAAGUCGAUGGUUAAUAUCUGCAACUCAUUUAGUAUGGAGUAUUUUAUGGUUUUAGAGGGAAUUGUAUUUUUAAUUAUUCCACUCGAAGGAAUAGCGGUUAAGAAAGUGCGGUUAUGGUAAGAAACGAUUGCAGGGUCCACAAAUGGACCCUGCAGUAUCGGUACCGACAGAGGGCCUUUCUUAAUCGAUAUUCUUCGUAUGAGAAUACCGUUAAUUUAUAUUGUAUCCAUUGGUAUAAGAUGCAAAUUGGUUAUAUCAGGACACUAUAGAUUUCAACAAACAAGUGUUGCUAUAAAUUUGUGAGAUUAUGUGAAAUCCUUUUCAUUUGCCGUUUUAAAA